AAAGCAUCUUUUCUGUCGAUCGACCAGCACCGUCUCCCGGAUUCAAGGAUAAUUUAAGGAAUAUUUGCAUUUUCUCAUAACAAACCGCACCAAAUUACGCUUUACAAGGACAUGCUGAUGCAGUAUACGAUUAGUGGGUUGCUCGUGAUCGUUGCGCAAUGCAUCAGGGAGAUCAACGGAGAAUAUCAAACCAGCCUUACGUUCAACGAUAUUCUGCCGGAGGAUCCGAAGCUGUACGAUAAGAUGCGCCCACCGAAAAAGGAUGGCCAACCGACGAGCGUUGCCUUCCACGUGACCGUCAUGGGAUUGGAUUCGAUCGACGAAAACUCGAUGACGUACGCGGCCGACAUUUUCUUCGCCCAAACGUGGAAGGACCAUCGGUUGCGGUUACCGGAGAACAUGACGUCCGAGUACCGGCUGCUGGAGGUGGACUGGCUGAAAAACAUGUGGCGCCCGGAUUCGUUCUUCAAAAACGCCAAAUCGGUCACCUUCCAAACGAUGACCAUCCCGAACCACUACAUGUGGCUGUACAAGGACAAGACGAUCCUUUAUAUGGUGAAGCUGACCCUCAAGCUGUCCUGCGCGAUGAACUUUCUGAUCUACCCACACGACACGCAGGAAUGUAAGCUGCAGAUGGAAAGUCUGUCACAUACAACCGACGACAUGGUGUUCCAGUGGGAUGAAGAGGUGCCGCUGGUGGUUGACGAACACAUUGAACUGCCUCAGCUGGCUUUGGUCAAAAACUUCACGGCCGACUGCACACAGGUCUACUCAACCGGCAACUUUACCUGUCUGGAGGUGGUCUUUGUCCUGAAACGGCGCCUCGGAUACUAUCUCUUUCACACCUACAUUCCGACCUGUCUGAUUGUCAUCAUGUCUUGGGUGUCGUUCUGGAUUAAACCGGAAGCUGCUCCGGCCCGGGUGACGCUCGGUGUAACGUCCCUUCUGACGCUCAGCACGCAGCACGCCAAAUCGCAGGCCUCACUGCCACCGGUGUCCUACCUGAAGGCUGUCGACGCGUUCAUGUCCGUGUGCACGGUGUUCGUGUUCAUGGCCCUGAUGGAGUACUGUCUGGUAAACAUUGUGCUGGGCGACUCGGAUCCACCGACUCCAAAGCCGCAACCACCGCCCAAGCUGGACAAGUUCUUUGACUUCACGCCCAAGAACGGCAAGCGGAACAGCAAAUCGCACGACCAUCCGCACGACGUACCGAUCACGACGUUCCAGCGCCAGGAAAGCACCCUGUUGCUGUCGCCGGUGCCACACAUCCAGACCAUUCCGCCGCCGCCGAGCAAACCGGCCUCGGCCAUUCCGAAGCUAACCCCGGCCCAGAUGAGGCUCAAACGGGCCAUCAACAUUGAUCGCUUUUCGCGGGUUUUCUUUCCGUUUCUAUUUACACUGCUCAACGUUACGUAUUGGAUAAUGUUCUACGAGUACAUUUAAGUCGUUUUCAGUUCCUCCCCGACCUUUUGUCGAAUUUUAACAUCCAGCACUGGUACCGCCCGAGAGGGUUCCGAGGAUAGUAGCGGUUAGAGUAGUGUCGCAGAACGAUCUGCAAUCUUGUAAAAAUACUAUUACGAAACACCAUGCGCCUCCACUGGACAAUGUACGAAGCGAAGCUUCCGGAGCGGUUACGAGAAGUAUGGAAAGAAGUGUUAGGGGUAAUGCGAAGCGAAUUCCGGUUUUCUUAGAGAACCGGGCCUAACGAGCCGUGGACGAAGUAAGUUGCUCACAGCCAGAGCUUAUUCUUAAACAAGGGUUAAUCAAAUAAAUGCAUUAUUAAGGUUAAGAUAGCAUCAAGCGAUGGAAAAUAGCAACACCGCCAGCUGUAGGCCCUGGGGUGUGUGUGUGUGUGUGUGUGUAAACGGAGCGAGAAAACAAA
Messenger RNA from Anopheles cruzii, 1882 nucleotides. RefSeq names its product glycine receptor subunit alpha-3-like. The transcript is spliced from 5 exons. Gene Ontology annotation, biological process: regulation of membrane potential; chloride transmembrane transport; signal transduction. Bases 112 to 1443 code for a protein of 443 amino acids. The record is from RefSeq and is a predicted model, not a curated record. Gene Ontology annotation, cellular component: membrane; synapse; neuron projection. Gene Ontology annotation, molecular function: extracellular ligand-gated monoatomic ion channel activity; chloride channel activity; transmembrane signaling receptor activity. NCBI's taxonomy places the organism in Eukaryota, Metazoa, Arthropoda, Insecta, Diptera, Culicidae.